Messenger RNA from Saccharomyces mikatae IFO 1815, 1509 nucleotides. It is a transcript of the gene NGL3, whose product is annotated as 3'-5' poly(A) RNA exonuclease. Lineage: Eukaryota; Fungi; Ascomycota; Saccharomycetes; Saccharomycetales; Saccharomycetaceae. The record is from RefSeq and is a predicted model, not a curated record. Gene Ontology annotation, molecular function: poly(A)-specific ribonuclease activity. The transcript has a single exon. The coding region runs from base 1 to 1509 and encodes 502 amino acids.
AUGAAUGGUCAAAUAGAACACGCAACAUCCACAGCACACAAGGAGUUUUUCUCUACUUCUAACAUCAGUUCUUCAAGUGAGGAUGACAUAACACAUAAAAAAAUCCCCGCAGAUCAAUCAACUAUAGACCACAUCAAAAAGAUCAGAGAAGAACGUGCUGAAAGAAGACAGAGGUGCAGGAACAGCCUAAUAUCCCAAGGAAAAGAUCCUGAUUUCCCAACUCCUGAUUUGCAAUUCAUUGAAAGACCCCUCCUCCAUAUCAGCUCUGAAAAAAAUGCUAAUGAUUUCAAAUCAUCAUUCAUACAGGCUACCUCGAGUUCAUUGGAUAUUAAAAUAAUGACCUAUAAUACACUAGCACAAACUUUGAUUAGAAGAGAUUUUUUUCCACAAAGUGGAUCCGCCUUAAAGUGGCAUAAAAGAUCUAAAGUUUUAGUACACGAAUUAAAAACAUACACACCUGAUAUUGUAUCGUUGCAGGAGGUAGAUUAUAAUGAAUUAAAGUUCUGGCGGGAGAAUUUUCAUAAAUUGGGGUUUGAUUUAUCUUUUAGAAGGAAUGGAGGAAAAACUCAUGGACUACUGGUUGCAUGGAACAAUGAAAAAUUCCAGCUAGACAAUGAGUGGAUGCUAGACUACGAUCAAAUCCUAGCCGGGAAUGUUAUUUCUGCAAGAACAAGGACUAAAAAUAUUGCUCUUAUUGUUUCAUUACGUUUCAAGGACACAAGAAAUGCAUCAACUAAUGGAAUUGUUGUAGCUAACACACAUCUAUUUUGGCAUCCUUUUGGGGUUUUUGAAAGAUUGAGACAAUCUUACUUGGUCCUUCAAAAGAUUCAGGAAAUCAAAGAUUUUCCGAAAUAUCAUGGCUGGCACAGCCUAUUGAUGGGCGAUUUUAACACCGAACCAGAAGAACCGCCGUAUCUGGCCAUAACGAGUAAGCCACUAACACUAACUGGUUCAACAAGAGCUAUGGUGGAAUGCUCACUAGCGUAUCGAUAUUCUAAAAAGAGGAAUGGUGAAGAAAGUGACCAAGAUGAUGAAGACUACGAUGAAAAUUCUAGGGGUGAAAGGAACUUAAACCAACCAAAAAACCCUAAGCCUAAACACUUUGCGGCGACAAAGGAAGAAAAGGACCUGGUAAAUCAAUUAAUUACAUUGCAUAAUUCUCUCCAUGUUAAAGGAAUAUCCUUAUAUGGCCUUGGCUACGGCAAAGUGCACCCUGAGAAUGCUAACGAAGGCCAUGGUGAACCAGAACUUUCGAACUGGGCCAACACAUGGUGCGGAUUAUUAGACUACAUAUUCUAUAUUGAGAGUGAUGACAACAAUAGUGCACAGCAAGAGAAAUCUCUAAACGUCUUUGAAGAAAAUAACGGUGUGAACGUAAUUGGGUACCUAAGGAUGCCCUGUAAACAAGAGAUGCCUAAACACUCUCAACCCUUUGAGGGAGAAUACGCUAGCGAUCACAUUUCCCUAAUGUGCCAAAUACGCUUGUUUUGGAGGGAAGAUCAUACAUAG